AUCUGCCUGGUUCCUACAGCUGGUUCAUGAACCCAGGCAGAUGCCAGCCCCAAACGUCCUCCCUAGCUGAGACCUCCAUGAUGUGGAAGUGGCCAGGGCCCUCAUGUAGGCCAGGUGGGAGCCUGGAGCAGGCUCUGAAGCUGCCAAGCCCAGCUGCCCUGGGCCCCAGAGGCUCCGGCCAGUCUGACAGUGUUCUUCUUGGCACUGCUCAGAGGUCCCAGCAGCUGGGGUUUCCCCUCAGCCCUUGAGCGGCCAUGUCUAACCCCAGUGCCCCUCCUCCGUAUGAGGACCGCAACCCCCUGUACCCGGGCCCUCCGCCUGCGGGCGGCUACGGGCAGCCAUCCGUCCUGCCCGGUGGGUACCCUGCCUACCCUGCCUACCCACAGCCUGGCUAUGGUCACCCUGCUGGCUACCCGCAGCCUAUGCCCCCCAUCCACCCGAUGCCCAUGAACUAUGGCCCAGGCCAAGGCUAUGAUGGGGAGGAGAGAGCAGUGAGUGACAGCUUCGGGCCUGGAGAGUGGGAUGACCGGAAAGUCCGCCACACCUUCAUCCGAAAGGUUUACUCCAUCAUCUCCGUCCAGCUGCUCAUCACGGUGGCCAUCAUUGCCAUCUUCACCUUUGUGGAACCAGUCAGCACCUUCGUGAGGAGAAACGUGGCCGUCUACUAUGUGUCCUAUGCUGUCUUCAUAGUCACCUACCUGACCCUUGCCUGCUGCCAGGGACCCAGACGCCGUUUCCCAUGGAACAUCAUCCUGCUGACCCUCUUUACUUUUGCCAUGGGCUUCAUGACGGGCACCAUCUCCAGCAUGUAUCAAACCAAAGCUGUCAUCAUUGCAAUGAUCAUCACUGCUGUGGUGUCCAUUUCAGUCACCAUCUUCUGCUUUCAGACUAAGGUGGACUUCACCUCGUGUACAGGCCUCUUCUGUGUCCUGGGAAUUGUGCUCAUGGUGACUGGGAUUGUCACUAGUAUUGUGCUGUACUUCAAAUAUGUUUACUGGCUCCACAUGCUCUAUGCUGCUCUGGGGGCCAUCUGUUUCACCCUGUUCCUGGCUUACGACACGCAGCUGGUCCUGGGGAACCGGAAGCACACCAUCAGCCCAGAGGACUACAUCACUGGUGCCCUACAGAUUUACACAGACAUCGUCUACAUCUUCACCUUUGUGCUGCAGCUGGUGGGGGAUCGCAAUUGAGCAGCGCCCCGUUCUACCCCGCCCUGGGUCUCCCUUCCCUGGGGGCUGGGCCCCGUGACGGCGGUCUGGGCCUCAGGCCCCUGGCCUGCCCCUCAAGUAACGCACCAUGUCCUUUCUGUCCGUGGUGGCCUCUGGCUGUGCGUGUGCAGGUACCUGGUGGGGAUGAAGGAACUUGGCGGGGACGAGGCUGAAGGUGUGCCUUCUCCCUUCCAGCCACUACAUGGCGCCAGUCUUCUUAGCAGCGGGGGUGGGGGAGGAGUGAAAAGAGCCGAUUUACAGCCACGAGGGAAUAUGAAAGAUGCCACGAGGGAAUAUGAAAGAUGGACGUGGCUUCAAGGUGAUGAGGUUCCCCUUCCACCUCUGCCAUAGGCUUCUAGACCAGGUGGCUGGAGCUGUUUCUUUCUUAACCCCCAGCCUCCUGGACACACAGGUCAUUAUCCUAUCCUCCUUUGGCUUGGUCCCUUUAGCUCAGGAAGGUAGAAGAGAUCUGUGCCCGUGGGUCUCCUCGCUUCAACCCUUCUUGUUUCAGUGACAUGUAUAUAUUGUGUAUCUGGAUUAGUGCUGGGGAAGAGAAAAGAGUGGGGUGGGCACAGAGGCCGCGUGGAGCAGCAUCUCUCCUGCCUGCUCCUAGCUUGUGGUAGUAGAGAGCAGGCCUCUGUAGCCAUUGGGUCCCCCUUCUUCAAAGCUGCUGGGGCUUCUGGGUGCUUCUGAGACCUCUGGUUGAGGGAACUCUUGCUCCUGUGCUCAGGCCACUCAGAGCAGAAGGUGGGCCAGUGGGAUGGUUUGUGGGAUCCUAAGUGUGGCCAGGAUGGAACCAGGAUGAAGAGACUGGACAAGGCAGGGAAAAUGCCGUGGCGUCCCCCCACCUGGCCUGAGAGCCACUGCAGCCUGCUGUUUUCCUUCUGCUAACCCAAGGAGGGUCCUGAGAAGAAGGUGACUUCCUCUCUGUUUGUUCCUAACUUGCACUGGGGGAGUUUUGACUUGAGCCCCAUCUCUCCAGCCAGCUACUGCUUUGUAGUAUCAAGUGCCUCAAGCUGGAAGGGGGAAGGGGGACGAGAGUCAGUCUGUCGGUGAGGGCGGAAAUCAAAUCAGCCCAAGGAUAUAGUUAGGAUUUCUCUAUUAUGUGCUUGAUCCUAAAUAUAUCACACAAAGGGGCACAACUAGAAAUGUAAUAAAGUUGUGCGUCUAGAAGUUCAAGUCCUA
Molecule: messenger RNA, 2393 nt
Organism: Carlito syrichta (Philippine tarsier)
Lineage: Eukaryota; Metazoa; Chordata; Mammalia; Primates; Tarsiidae
Gene: TMBIM1
Product: transmembrane BAX inhibitor motif containing 1
Exons: 13
Coding region: 255-1190 (311 amino acids)
Biological process (GO): negative regulation of apoptotic signaling pathway
Cellular component (GO): Golgi apparatus; endoplasmic reticulum; membrane
Source: RefSeq, a predicted model, not a curated record